This is a messenger RNA of Sciurus carolinensis (gray squirrel), 1438 nucleotides long. RefSeq names its product Rab geranylgeranyltransferase subunit beta (gene Rabggtb). Bases 52 to 1047 code for a protein of 331 amino acids. Lineage: Eukaryota; Metazoa; Chordata; Mammalia; Rodentia; Sciuridae. Gene Ontology annotation, molecular function: Rab geranylgeranyltransferase activity. The transcript is spliced from 9 exons. The record is from RefSeq and is a predicted model, not a curated record. Gene Ontology annotation, biological process: protein geranylgeranylation. Gene Ontology annotation, cellular component: Rab-protein geranylgeranyltransferase complex.
AUCGUAAGACUACCCAGAAGGUGGGCAGAUUCUGUCUUUUCGUUCUCAGACAUGGGCACACCUCAGAAGGAUGUUACCAUCAAGUCUGAUGCACCUGUCACCCUUUUACUGGAGAAACAUGCAGACUAUAUUGCAUCCUAUGGCUCAAAGAAAGAUGAUUAUGAAUACUGUAUGUCUGAGUAUUUGAGAAUGAGCGGCAUCUAUUGGGGUCUGACAGUAAUGGAUCUCAUGGGACAACUUGAUCGGAUGAAUAGAGAAGAAAUUCUGACAUUUAUUAAGUCAUGCCAACAUGAGUGUGGUGGAAUAAGUGCUAGCAUUGGACAUGAUCCUCAUCUUUUGUAUACUCUUAGUGCUGUCCAGAUUCUUACUCUUUAUGAUAGUAUUAAUGUUAUUGAUAUAAAUAAGGUUGUGGAAUAUGUUCAAAGUCUACAGAAAGAAGAUGGUUCUUUUGCUGGAGACAUUUGGGGAGAAAUCGAUACAAGAUUCUCCUUUUGUGCAGUAGCGACUCUGGCGCUGUUGGGGAAACUUGAUGCUAUUAAUGUGGAAAAGGCAAUUGAAUUUGUUUUAUCCUGUAUGAACUUUGAUGGUGGAUUUGGUUGUAGACCUGGUUCUGAAUCCCAUGCUGGACAGAUCUAUUGUUGCACAGGAUUCCUGGCUAUUACUAGUCAGUUGCAUCAAGUAAAUUCUGAUUUACUUGGUUGGUGGCUUUGUGAACGACAGUUGCCUUCAGGCGGACUCAAUGGAAGACCAGAGAAGUUACCAGAUGUGUGUUAUUCAUGGUGGGUAUUGGCUUCCUUAAAGAUAAUUGGAAGACUUCAUUGGAUUGACAGAGAGAAACUUCGAAGUUUCAUCUUGGCAUGUCAAGAUGAAGAAACUGGAGGGUUUGCAGACAGGCCAGGAGACAUGGUGGAUCCUUUUCAUACAUUAUUUGGCAUUGCUGGAUUGUCACUUUUGGGAGAAGAACAGAUUAAACCUGUUAGUCCUGUUUUUUGCAUGCCUGAAGAAGUGCUUCGAAGAGUGAAUGUUCAGCCUGAACUAGUGAGCUAGUUCAGAUUGUUGAUGGAAAAGAACUAAAGUUUUGCCAUCUCAACAUUUCUGUUUUUGAACCUAAAAAUUACUGCUAAUAUUUUGUAUAUUAAAUUAAUUUUAAUAAAUUAUAUAAUUAUACAUACUAUAAAAUAAAGGCAUGUAUUGCAUUUUCCGUUUUAGAUUACCUUCCUGAAAUGCUGUUAUUUAGAGUGGUUUUUUGUUUUUACUUAAGUGUGUUAUUCAUAUCUCCAUACAGGAAACUUAAAAGAAGUUGGGUUUUACUUGAUUUCUUUGAAUGUGCUUCUGUAUUCAAUAACCAUAGUUGAUGUAAAUUGGUUUGUGUCAACAAGAAUGUUCACAGAUGCAAAUGGAUGAACUAUAUAUAUGAAUUAAAAGAUGUACAAAAUAA